AUGGCUUCCUCGAUUUUCCCACACGUACCAGGAUACCACUUUCAGCUUACCAUCGCCGCUCCAGCAGGCUCGAGCCAUUAUAGCAAGCUACGCCUCGCAGAUCUUGGUCGUAUAGUCGAUUACAUCAAUCUUAUGGCUUACGACUAUGCCGGAUCCUGGAGUUCUAUAGCUAGUCACAGCGCUAACCUCUAUGCAAACACAGAUCUUCCCCAGUCUACUCCAUUCAAUACUGAUAAUACCGUCAAAGCCUACCUUGAUGCCGGGGUACCUUCUCACAAACUCAUCCUCGGCAUGCCUGCGUAUGGAAGAUCCUUCAUCAGUGCAUCUGGCAUAGGGGAACCGCACUCAGGCAUAGGCCUUCCCAACAAGGGGCUAGGUAGCUAG
This is a messenger RNA of Fusarium redolens, 384 nucleotides long. Its product is annotated as endochitinase 42. Gene Ontology annotation, biological process: carbohydrate metabolic process; chitin catabolic process. Gene Ontology annotation, cellular component: extracellular region. Lineage: Eukaryota; Fungi; Ascomycota; Sordariomycetes; Hypocreales; Nectriaceae. The record is from RefSeq and is a predicted model, not a curated record. Gene Ontology annotation, molecular function: chitin binding; chitinase activity. The coding region runs from base 1 to 384 and encodes 127 amino acids. The transcript has 2 exons.